Molecule: messenger RNA, 1484 nt
Organism: Solanum stenotomum
Lineage: Eukaryota; Viridiplantae; Streptophyta; Magnoliopsida; Solanales; Solanaceae
Exons: 12
Coding region: 67-1422 (451 amino acids)
Biological process (GO): carbohydrate transport
Cellular component (GO): membrane
Molecular function (GO): symporter activity
Source: RefSeq, a predicted model, not a curated record
UUGUUAUAAGAACAGAUUUCAGAUUUUUCAAGUGAAUUUGAAUUCUCGGAGUUUACUUAUUCCAUCAUGAUUGGAAGCAAUGUGGAAAAUGAAGAAGCAAAGCCAUUGGGAAGAUGGUCUGUUUUAGCAUAUGGUGUAGGGCAUGUGCUUAAUGAUAUAACAUCAACCUAUUGGUAUACUUAUCUCUUGCUCUAUUUGACCAGUAUUGGAAUGCCUCCAAAACAAGUUGCAGCACUUGCAAUUACAGGGCAAUUCACCAAUGCAAUGAUGACCAUAAUUGCUGGAGAACUGAUAGACAGAUUUGGACAUUUCAAAAUAUGGCAUGCUGUGGGGACUGUUCUUGUCUCUGCUGCAUUUUCUUCGUUUUAUUGGGGCGUUUGCGUUCCUUGCAAAAUAAUUGGGAUCGAUACACCUCCUGUGCAAAUGAUUGGAUAUUAUAUGUUUGAUAUACUCUUCAGUGGUGGAUGGUCUUGUACUCAAGUAUCACAUAUGGCAAUGGUGAAUGGCCUUACCUUGGAUCAAACAAGCAGAGUGGCAUGUGUCAGCUGCCGUAAUGCUUUUACAAUGGUCGCAAGCCUAAUCGUAUAUGGAAUUGGAUUUUUCAUCUUCAAUUCAUCCGUGAAACAAGUUGAAAUCAAGGAGCAGUACCACUUGUUGGCAACUAUCACAGUAUUGAUCGGAUGCUUCUUUGUAAUUUUAUUUCAUCUUGGAACUAAAGAGCCUAGGGUGAAACCAGUAUCUCACAAGACAAAUCCUCGUGGUUCUUCUUGGAAGCGAUGGUUGAAAAAUGGCCUAUAUUAUAGAGUAGCUAGCAUUUAUGUGUUAACUAGAGUUGUAACGAAUAUAUCACAGGUGUUUCUUGCUCUCUAUGUAAUUAGUGAUCUACACAUGAGCCAAUCUUCCAAGGCUUUGGUUCCUGCCAUCAUCUAUUUGUGCAGCUUCAUUACAUCUAUCUUGCUCCAGGAACUUGAAUGGAGCAGUCACAGGUUGAAGGCCAUCUUUUCAGUAGGAGGCUUCCUGUGGCUAUUUUGUAGUGCAGUAGUACUCUCCCUACCGAUUAACAUGAACGUUUUUAUGUACAUCUUGUCCGCGGUUAUUGGAAUCGCCAAUGCCUUCAUGAUGGUAACUUCAGUAGGCAUGGAAAGUGAGCUAGUUGAUAAAGAAGUUGAGGGAUCUGCUUUCGUUUAUGGAUCAUUAGGCUUUGUGGAGAAAGUAUUGUGUGGGGUAAUGCUGUACAUUCUAGAAUCAUACGAAAGUGUAACACCAGCAGCGUGCAAUCCAGCAUAUCCUUGUUUCACAGUAACGCGAUUUUCAUUGGGAUUCAUUCCGGGAGUUGCUGCAUUAGCUGGAGUCAUAGUUACAUGUUUUACAAAGUUCAGAACUUCACAUCCAGACCCUUUGGCAGAACCUUUGUUGGAAUAGUGAUAAGCCAAAAGCUCUAUUUCUUUGUAUUGUAAUUGGUGGACCUAAGCAAUGGUUAUAUU